Molecule: messenger RNA, 1778 nt
Organism: Megachile rotundata (alfalfa leafcutting bee)
Lineage: Eukaryota; Metazoa; Arthropoda; Insecta; Hymenoptera; Megachilidae
Source: RefSeq, a predicted model, not a curated record
AGUUUAGGAAAUCCGUCUGUAUAUAUAUAUAUAUAUAUAUAUGUAUUUUAGAUAUAAAAAUAUUUAACAAUUCACUAACGAAAUUAUUAAAAAAAGGAAAGAUUAGACGUGUAAACAUUUGAGUAUACUGCAUGUCAACAACACGUUAUUUACUAUUCCCGGUAUAGGUUUAAAUUUUGCAAAUAUAUCGUUAACAGAUUGUCAUAUCAUACAAAAUAUGGAAGAUAUUAAUGCUAAGAGAGAUGCUAGAAGAAAACGAAUUUUAGAAAAUUCGGAAAAACGUUUGUUGAAAAUCACUGGUAGAAACAACGCUAUUGUGUCAGAAGAUCAAUCUCAUUCUGUGCAUUCGGAUGUACCUAAUCAAUCAUUCAUCUCUACGGAUAUUGAAACCAAAAAUUUACAUUUUGGAAUAAAUGGCAAAAUAUCAGUUGAAGGUACCAAUAAUACUUGUACUCAAUUGAAACAAACAUCGCACGUAUUAGCAAAUCGUAUUAAUUAUGUGUUGUUGGCUGUCAUCGUUAAUGUGCUGCUGUUAUUACAAUUGGAUCAUUUGUUCGGAAAGACGAUCGCGAUACCUUACUUUCCAAUUAUGUUAGGACGUCUAUACAACUAUAAAAAUAUACAAGGAACACAAGACAAUAGUCUAUUAUACCCUGCAUUAAUUUUGUGUAACAUUAAACCUGAGUUAACUUACCAACUUAAAAAGUUUGUAGCAAUAUUCCAUAUAAUACUACAAGAUUUAGCUUUGUAUAUUUUCAGUUUCACCCUCAUACAUUAUGGACUUUUAUAUUGUUUGCGUAACACAGAGAUUUUAAUUCGCUUAAACACAUGAAUAACAUUACUGUAUAUGAAAUAUAUGCAAAUAAGACAUUCGUCUAAUCGUUUAUUUAAAAUGUUCUAUCCAAACUUUUGUAAACAGUGUGAUAAAUACAAUCAGAUCUUUAAUAAGUUGUUACAAUCAAUAUUACUUAAUUAAUUAUAAUUUUGUUGCGUAGAUAAAAAUUCACUGUAUAAUUAUUUGCCAUAGCAUGUUGUCUAUUACUGCAUUAUGGUAUACGAAUAAGAUCUAAACAGAAACAAAUAUAAGUAAAAGAUGGAUGAAAACAGUUUGUUUUAAAUAUACCAGUGUAACAAUAAAGAAUAAUAAUAAUAGUCCACUUUAAUUUAAUAUAAAUAAUUGGAAAUAAUCUUUUUUUCACACAUGACAUAAUCUUUACUUUCUCAGACUCUUUAUAUAAUUUGUUAUCAUCCGUCUUUUCGUUAGUUUCCUUGUCACUCAUACCUUCAAAACCAUAUGCAUUUAACACAUUCAUAUUUUUUCAUAUUGUCUCUUACGUUUUACUGUCUUACAUAAAGGACAAGAGUUAUUUAUUUGACAUUAUUUCCUAAUAUCACUUGUGUACAGAUAUCAAUUCCGCUAUUUGUAUAAUGACUUUGUACAAUGAAAUGCAUAAUGAAUAAUGAAAUAUUUCUUUGCCGACGAAUUCUACAAAAUAUAGUAUGUAUUUUAUAAAUAUACCUGUAAACAUGUCACAUAUAAUUAUAUUACAUUUUUCUAUAUAUUUUAUACAAAUGUGCAACAACGAAUUAACUGUUUUAAUUAGUUUUUGAAUUUAUUUGAAACUAUGGGUAUGUAUGAAAAUGAUAUCCAAAACAAAAUAUUUAUGAUAGUCAAUUUUAGUAUUGCAAUUGUAUAAAGUAGAAUACAAAAUACCAUAACAGUAAAUGUGAGGUACGUGUAUAACAAAUACUGUUGUAAUAUAUAUGUUUCAUUUCAA